Messenger RNA from Mesitornis unicolor (brown roatelo), 2998 nucleotides. RefSeq names its product epidermal growth factor receptor pathway substrate 8 (gene EPS8). The coding region runs from base 28 to 2514 and encodes 828 amino acids. Lineage: Eukaryota; Metazoa; Chordata; Aves; Mesitornithiformes; Mesitornithidae. Gene Ontology annotation, cellular component: ruffle membrane; vesicle; plasma membrane. The transcript has 20 exons. Gene Ontology annotation, molecular function: actin binding. The record is from RefSeq and is a predicted model, not a curated record. Gene Ontology annotation, biological process: regulation of Rho protein signal transduction; positive regulation of ruffle assembly; Rho protein signal transduction.
CAUUUCCCUCAGUAAGUGACGAUAAGAAUGAAUGGACAUAUAUCAAACACCCCUCCUGGUGGAUAUGGAAGUUAUUUUCCUCAAAUGAAUGGCUAUGGUUCCCCAACAUUUACCCAGGCAGAGAGGGAGCAGAAUUCAAGAACAAGUGCAAAAGCUCUUUAUGAACAAAGAAAGAAUUAUGCACGAGACAGUGCCAGCAGCAUAUCCGAAACUUCGCAGUAUCGCGUAGAGCACUUGACCACCUUUGUUCUGGACCGAAAAGAGGCCAUGAUUACAGUAGAUGAUGGAAUAAGGAAGCUGAAAUUGCUGGAUGCCAAAGGCAAAGUGUGGACUCAAGAUAUGAUUCUGCAAGUGGAUGACAAAGCUGUCAGUUUGGUGGACUUGGAAUCAAAGAAUGAACUGGAGAAUUUUCCUUUAAGCACAAUUCAGCAUUGCCAAGCUGUGAUGAAUGCAUGCAAUUACAAUUCAAUUCUUGCAUUAAUUUGUAAAGAACCAACCCAGAACAAGCCCGAUUUGCAUCUUUUCCAGUGUGAUGAGAUUAAGGCUAGCUUUAUUCACGAAGAUAUUGAAAGUGCAAUCAGUGACAGCAAAAGUGGGAAGCAGAAGAAGAGGCUUGAAACACUGAGAAUGAUAUCCAAAGCUGACAGUGCCAUUCCUCCGCCACCACGAGCGCCUGCCCCUGUGCCACCAGGAACCAUCACCCAGGUGGACGUCAGAAGCCGUGUGGCGGCAUGGUCUGCGUGGGCUGCAGAGCAGGGGGAGUUUGAAAAACAUAGACAAUACCAUGAUCACGAAGAGACAGCAGAGAUGAUAGCAGCUAGGAUUGACAGAGAUGUUCAAAUUCUGAACCAUAUUUUGGAUGACAUUGAGUAUUUUGUUACCAAACUUCAAAAGGCUGCUGAAGCUUUUGCUGAACUUUCAAAGAGGAAGAAAACUAAGAAAAGUAAAAAGAAAGGACCUGGAGAGGGAGUCCUUACUCUCCGUGCAAAACCGCCACCUCCAGAUGAAUUUGUUGACUGCUUCCAAAAAUUCAAGCAUGGCUUCAAUCUUCUGGCCAAAUUAAAGUACCAUAUCCAGAAUCCUAGUGCAGCUGAACUGGUUCAUUUUCUGUUUACUCCACUAAAUAUGGUCGUACAGACAACAGGAGGUCCGGAGCUUGCUAGUACAGUACUCAGCCCCCUCUUAACAAAAGAUACUAUAGAUUUCCUGCGAUAUACUGUCACCAGUGAGGAAGGACAGUUAUGGAUGUCAUUGGGUGACACAUGGACCAAAGCCAGAGCGGACUGGCCCAAAGACCAUUUUAUUCCACCUUAUGUCCCCCGUUUCCGAAAUGGUUGGGAGCCUCCUUUGCUGAACUUCGCAGGAGCUCCAAGGGAGCAAGAACUCAAUCAUUUGGCUGAGUCCGUGGCAAAUGUUGCAGAGCAACAGCGGAAGCAAGAAAUGAAAAGACUGUCAACUGAGCCUCCCGGUGUUCCCGACUACCCUCCAUCGGAUGGGUAUGCAUUCAGUAACACAGUUUACAAAAGAGGGCCUCUGCUGGACCAGGGGGCGGCUGUUGCUGCCUUUAAGCAAACUGUUAGCCGACAUGUAGAUAGAAACUAUGAAGCACACAGUAAAGCACAGACCAAGAAAUAUGCCAAAUGCAAGUAUGAAUUUAUGGCAAGAAACAACAGUGAGCUUUCUGUCAUGAAAGAAGAGAUUGUAGAGAUUCUCGAUGACAGAAAGCAGUGGUGGAAGGUUCAGAAUAAAAGUGGCAGCACAGGUUUUGUGCCAAACAACAUUUUGGACCCUCUGAGGAAUCAAGAAGGUGGUCUGGGAUGGUCAGAGCCUGCGUAUACCCGCACCAUCCAGAAACAGAGGACAGACUAUGUUGCAAAACAACCUGAUCCGGUUCCUGCUACUCCUUCACCACCUCCAACACCUGCUCCUGUCCCUGUCGCUGUCCCUCUCCCUCCUAGCGCACCAGCACCUAUACCGGUUCCUGUGCCCAAAGCUCCAGCAACCGUCAGCCGCCAAAGCAGCACCUCGAGCGACAGCGGUGGUAGUGUUGCACGAGACACUCAGAGGCAGAAGCAAGUUCCUGUGGAUCGCAGGAAAUCACAGAUGGAGGAGGUGCAGGAUGAACUUGUUCAUCGGCUCACCAUCGGCCGGAGUGCUGCCCAGAGGAAGUUCCACGUGCCACGACCAAACAUCCCAGUAGUUAACAUCACUUACGACUCUUCGCCUGAAGAUGUGAAAGCGUGGUUGCAGUCCAAAGGAUUCAAUCCUGUGACUGUCAAUAGCCUUGGCGUGCUGACUGGUGCUCAGCUUUUCUCCCUCAAUAAAGAUGAACUGAGGACUGUUUGCCCAGAAGGGUCAAGAGUCUACAGCCAAAUUACGGUACAGAAGUCUGCCUUGGAGGCUAACAGUGGUAGUUCAGAACUGCAAGAAAUUAUGAGAAGACGGCAAGAAAAAAUCAGUGCAGCUGCCACAGAUUCAGGUGUGGAGUCCUUUGAUGAAGGAAGCAGCCACUAAAAUGUCUUUCCUCUUUUCUUAAUUCCAUUGUCCAUAGCAUUAUACCAUCUGGCUUUGCUUUAGAAAGCAGUGCAAGGGAAUGUCUUAUAAUAUUGUAAACCUAACUAGCCACCAUGCAGAAAACUUACAGUAGUCUCCACAGAAGUACCUGCUGCUGGCUUCUCAUCAUUAGCAAUGAACAGAUGAGGAAUUCAAUGGAUGUUCCUGACAGGUGAAAGUAUUGGCACAUGGUUCUUUUACACACAAAGAUGAGUCUUGGCUUUAUGGAAUUAACCAUUCCAUAACAGAUAAACUGGAACACAUCUUUGUUUUGAAUUCAUCUGAGGGAAGCUGAGCCAGCAUAAAAAAGCAUUUGAACCCUUCACUAACAAUAAGAUUCUGAAUCCCAUCUCUUGCUGUAGUUUGCAAUUAUGUCUUUCUGGCUCAGUCUUUCUUGUCAUGGGUUCCGGUGCAGGAUGUUUAGUUAAUAUGGUGAUGCCAGCAA